AUUUUUAGAAUGUUGUAGCAAAAAAAUUGAUACAUUAAAUAAAAAAAAUGAUACAUCAUCAACAACAACAACAAUAAUAACAUCAGAUGAUUUGGAUCUAAAUGAAUUAGAUUAUGAUAAUAAUGAUGAUGAUAAUGAUUCUAUGAUGAUAAUCGAUAAUCAAAAUGAUCAAUUAAAAUCAAAAUUGAUUAGAAAUUCUACAAUUGAUAAUAAUGAAAAUAAUGAUUAUAACAAAUGUUCAAUUGGUUUUCAAUGGGAUCAUUUGGAAAAUAUUUGUAAAGAUUUAAAUGAAUGUCAAAUCGGUACACAUACUUGUCAUGAAGCAUUAAGAUGUGAUAAUACAAUCGGUUCAUUUCUUUGUGUUCGUGUACAAGAUUGUGGUACUGGUUAUACAAUUAAUGCCGAUACAUAUGAAUGUGAUGAUAUUGAUGAAUGUAAAUUAAAUAUUCAUCAUUGUGGAUCGGAUUAUCGUUGCCGUAAUACACAAGGUUCAUUUAAAUGUGAUCGUAUUCGUUGUCCACAAGGACAGGUUUUAGUAAAUGGAUUUUGUCGUCGUACUAAUUGUGAUCAACAACAACAAUCAUCAAAUAUGAUGAUAUUUAAUUAUGAACUAGGUAUUUGUCAACCGAAAAAAGAUCCUUGUUCAAAUAAUCCAUGUUUACCAACCGAAAGAUGUCUAAUUAAUCCAAAUGAUGCUGAUAAAUUUGAAUGUGUUUUACAUUGUUCACCUGGUUAUCGAUUUAAUCAGAAAACAAUGUUAUGUGAAGAUAUUGAUGAAUGUUUUGAACAAAUUGAUCAAUGUGAAUUAAAUCAACAAUGUAAAAAUAUGGAUGGUUAUUAUCAAUGUGAAUGUAAAUUAGGUUAUGAAUUUGAUCAACAACAAAGAAGAUAUUGUGUUGAUACAAAUGAAUGUCUUCGACCGGAUAUAAUCAAUGAAUGUUUAAAACAAUCAAAAAUUUGUUUGAAUACAAUUGGUUCAUAUCGUUGUGAUUGUCCUAAUGGUUAUCAAUGGAAUUCAACUAUUGAAAAAUGUCAAGAUAUUAAUGAAUGUUUAAAAUUUGAAUUAAAUCAUUGUGAACAUUUAUGUCAUAAUACAAUAGGUAAUUAUGAAUGUAAAUGUUUUGAUGGUUAUCGUUUGAUGGCAAAUAAACAAAAUUGUACCGAUAUUGAUGAAUGUUUUGAUUGGAAUCCAUUUGGUCAAAGUCAAUCCAACAGUCAAUCAUCAUCAUCAUCAAAAAUUGAUUCGAAAAAAUGUCACGGUAUUUGUCGUAAUCAAAUUGGUUCAUAUCGUUGUGAAUGUCCAAAAGGUUUUCAAUUCGAUAAUCAUUCCAACAUUGAUAAUCAUUGUAUCGAUUUAAAUGAAUGUGAUAAUAAUGAAACAAUUUGUCCAUAUUCAUUAGCAUCAACAACAACAAGAAAACAUUGUAUCAAUUUAUAUGGAUCAUAUGAAUGUGCUGAUAUUCAAUGUCCAUUUGGUUAUGAAUUUAGACGAACGAAACAAAGUAUACAAUGUAUUUGGUUAGAUAAACAACGAAAUCAUCUUUCGAUUGGAAAUGAUUAUCAUCAAAUUGAUUAUCUUUAUUAUUCAAUUUAUCGUACAAAAACAAGAUUUUUAAAUGGUACAAAUUCAAUGUAUUUAUAUACAGUACGUUUAGAUUCAUAUCCGAAUAAUGAAAAUCGUACAUAUUUUAUAUUAAGAUUAAUCAAUACAAAAUGGUUACCAUUACAAUAUCCAGAAUUUGAAAAAUAUGAUCCAAAACCGGAUGAUUUUCAAUUAGCAAAACGUAAUCAUUUUAAUUUACGUUUAAAUUCACGACAAAAUGAAGCAAAUGUUGAAAUUGUCUGGCCAUUAUAUGGACCACAAAAAAUUCAAUUAGAAUUAUUAUCCAGUGGUUAUCGAUUUGGAAAAUUUAUACGACAAAAAUCAAUAUUAAUAUUAUUUGUUGGUGAAUUUGAUAAAUUUUGAUUUUCAAUUUAUUGCCAAUUUUGAUUCAUCACUUAA
Dermatophagoides pteronyssinus (European house dust mite) is the source of this 2002-nucleotide messenger RNA. RefSeq lists its product as uncharacterized. Gene Ontology annotation, molecular function: calcium ion binding. The record is from RefSeq and is a predicted model, not a curated record. NCBI's taxonomy places the organism in Eukaryota, Metazoa, Arthropoda, Arachnida, Sarcoptiformes, Pyroglyphidae.